Messenger RNA from Dermacentor andersoni, 605 nucleotides. RefSeq names its product cytochrome c oxidase assembly factor COX20 lethal (3) 87Df (gene l(3)87Df). Lineage: Eukaryota; Metazoa; Arthropoda; Arachnida; Ixodida; Ixodidae. The record is from RefSeq and is a predicted model, not a curated record. Gene Ontology annotation, biological process: mitochondrial respiratory chain complex IV assembly. Gene Ontology annotation, cellular component: mitochondrial inner membrane; mitochondrion.
CAAGCCAAAGUCGCCUGCACGUCGGCUGCGCGACAAUCCGUGCAGGUAUUUCGCAAGUGCUUCGCGUGUCGUCUUGUGCGUCCCUAAACAUGUUUGCUACAAAGCUUGCGUCACCAUUGAGAGCGCGCUUCCUUUAACGUCCUUAGUUAUAAGUCGGUCAUCUUAAAGCAGUAAUUAUGGCCAGGAAUACCGACGAUAUCGAUGAUCCACCCCGAAAACCGGUUAUGUUCAUGGGCCGCAACAUAGAAGAAAUACCUUGCUUCAGGCAAGUUCUUAUCACUGGCAUUCUCAGCGGCCUUGGCAUAGGAUUUGGCACGUUUAUGCUUACAAGCAGGCCUCGGCGAGCCACAGACGCAGCCGUGUAUUCGUUCGUCGGCAUUACGAUGUCCUACUGGUUUUACUGUCGGUACCAGUACUCCGUACAGAACUUCGAGUUACGAAAGCUGCAGCAGGAGAUCCAGAGCGCCAUUAUUGAACGAGGCAGUGACCAGAAGCCAGACAAGCCAGUACCAAAACUAGAAGAUGCAUAGCACAUGCGACUAGUGAACGUAACGAUGUUCUAGCCAGUAAUUUUUUGCUGUAGUAAAUAUUAUUCAUUACCAUAA